UAGAAACAUCAGGAACGCUGGGAACAUCGUCUCCGACCUGAUAAGGUGGCGGUGGUGGGAGGUUGACGAUUCGAGAGCCCGCCCACAACUUUUCGACGCAAUAUCUCAAGGAUCCGAAGUGUCAUAUGAUUCACACAUCCACUUAUAAAUACCCCACACAUUAAAGGAAACAACAUUAGCAAGGAGAUCUACAUGCGAGUCCAGGAGCAGCAGCUUCAAAUGACGACCCUCUUUCUUUUCUUGUUGCUUGCCUUGCCAUGGUUUGCUCACUCUUUCGCUGACAGGACGGGAGGUGCAACCAGCGAAGACCAACCCGGUGGUGGUGGUGGAGGUGCACAUGAUGGCAGCAGUGGCUCUGGCCAUGGCUCCGGCCCCGGUGGCAGCUGGGACUACGGUUGGGCGUGGGGGUCAAGCCCCAGGGGAGGGUGGGGCUAUGGCUCGGGCUAUAGCCAAACUCCAACCGGCAACGGGAAGGGCUUCGGAUUCGGGUAUGGAACUGGAUCGGGAUCGUCGUCGGGUUAUGGAUUCGGUGCCGGCAGCAGCGGCAGCGAACCGGAGAGAGGAAAUUAUGGGUAUGGGGGUGGGAACGGAGGAUCGGGUGGUGGCUUCGGUGCUGGUGGUGGUGGCGGCGGCUAUGGAGGAUCGCAUGGUGGCUUCGGUGCAGGUGGUGGUGGUGGCGGCUAUGGAGGAUCGGGUGGUGGCUUCGGUGCAGGUGGUGGUGGUGGCGGCUAUGGAGGAUCGGGUGGUGGCUUCGGUGAAGGUGGUGGUGGUGGCGGCUAUGGAGCAUCGGGUGGUGGCUUCGGUGAAGGUGGUGGUGGUGGUGGCGGCUAUGGAGGAUGGCAUGGUGGCUUCGGUGAAGGUGGUGGUGGCUAUGGAGGACGGGGUGAUGGCUUCGGUACAAGUGGUGGUGGCUAUGGAGGACCGCAUGGUGGCUUCGGUGCUGGUGGUGGUGGCUAUGGAGGACUGGGUGAUGGCUUCGGUGCAAGUGGUGGAAGAUAUGGAGGACCGGGUGGUGGCUUUGAUUCAGGUGGUGGUGGUGGAUGGAGCUUCCGUGGUGGACGGCCGCCGCAGUACUGGGAUUACAACUGCUGUUAAGGAAGUGUAGAAGUAUGUAUCCCAAUCAGAUGAUCUAAUUUAGAUUCACAUAUGCCUCCUCACAGAAAAUUAUAUGAGAACAACUUCAUACACCUUACCACCA
This is a messenger RNA of Musa acuminata AAA Group (dessert banana), 1198 nucleotides long. RefSeq names its product glycine-rich cell wall structural protein 2-like. Lineage: Eukaryota; Viridiplantae; Streptophyta; Magnoliopsida; Zingiberales; Musaceae. The coding region runs from base 193 to 1095 and encodes 300 amino acids. The record is from RefSeq and is a predicted model, not a curated record. The transcript has a single exon.